ACUUUGCAAGGAAAUUCGCUUUUAUUUCUUAAUUAUCCUAGUCUGUUGAAAUGUCCUGCUGUUGGAAGAUCUCUAUUGAGUUUAGACUUUGAAAACAUGCACUUCCACCUGAAACAGUUUCGAAAAACUCUCGAAAAUGAGGGUCGUGAGACGGCGUUGCCAAAUAUAUCAGACAUUCCACAAAAAAUGAGUGGCAACGCUCUUGAAUGUACCGUUGACUUUUAAAAUGAAAUUUAAAUACGUUAAUUAAACGGAUGUUCUAGAAGACUUUAUCUAAAAAGUCAGAACUACAAAUUAUUAUUGUUGUUUAAAUAUUUAUUUCUUUAAAUCUAAAUAUAUUCGUAUUCUAAGCUCUAAUAACAUAUUUUUUUAAAUUAAAUAUGUAUCAGUCGAAUAAUCAAUUUUUGUAUUAUUUUAAUAGCAAUUUCUGUAGCAAACUUGUUCCACUAAUCCUACUAUUUUCAAACAAUAAAUUGUUUAAAACCUUUAAUUAAAAACUAACUACCGCCGUCUUGCGCUCUUUUCAUAACUAUUGCACCCACUGCGAAAAGCUUUCUCUUGGCCUGCUCUUGGAAGAGAAAUGCCCAAAUAUAUAAUGCCUCUGCUGCAUCUCACCAGACCUCAGUCACAAUUCGACUUUGGCUCUGUGCGGUUGCGGUAACGGUGUUCCGAUCGCGUAUUUUCCGACGCUCAGACUUACUUAGUUUUCCCAUAAGGCACACAAAAAAAUAUAUAAACGGUGUGUGGAACAGAUACAAAUAUUGGACGCACGUAAACUGGAAAUCAGGCAGAAAAAUGCUCUGCCCGGGGGAAAAUGCUAAUGCAAAUGGCCAAACUGGUUUCACAGUCAAGGUCGGCGUUUCCGCCCAGCGACGACCGUUAUCAGUGCAAAAAUCCGUGCUCGGCGUGUCCAUCCUAAUGAUGGUUAUUAUUAUGUCGUCUUCGCUGGAUGCCAGGCUCAUUGACAAUGAUGGAAUAAUCAGCAGCGGCAACAACUACACCAACGCCCGCCACCGGCGCUCCACCUCCGGAGCUGCUGCAGCCCCUGCAGCGGCGAGUUGCAUGCAAGAUGCACGCUUCUACCGGAAUCCGAAUCGGCCGGUUCACAAGAUCUGGACGAACAGUGAGUGCGCCAAGUAUUUCCUUUGCCUAGACGGCGAGGUCUUUGAAUUUAAGUGCUCCGAGGGCCUGCUGUUCGAUGUUGUGCGUCAGAUCUGUGACUUCAAGGCGAAUGUGGACAACUGUGAUGUGAGUGCUGAGACGCCGGCGCCCAAGCCGCUCUUGGAGAUGGCCGACUGUGCGGAUGAGUACCAGCUAGGAUGUGCGGAUGGCACUUGUCUGCCGCAGGAGUAUUUCUGCGAUGGAUCCGUGGACUGUCCCGACGGCUCCGAUGAGGGCUGGUGUGAUGUAGAGCACGAUCCGAAUGCAGCCGGUGCGUGUGAUCCCAGGAACUGCCAGCUGCCAAACUGCUUCUGCUCAAAAGACGGCACCCAGAUACCUGGGAAUCUGCCGUCGCAAAAUGUUCCACAGAUGAUAGUGCUCACCUUCGAUGAUGCCAUUAACCACGACAAUUGGGAGUUAUUCUCCAAGGUUCUGUUCACCCAGAAUCGGAGAAAUCCGAACGGCUGUCCCAUUAAAGGCACAUUCUAUGUCUCGCAUCCAUUUACCAACUAUCAGUAUGUGCAGAAGCUGUGGAACGACGGCCAUGAGAUCGCAGUCCACUCAGUGACCCAUCGGGGCCCUGAGAUGUGGUGGUCCAAGAAUGCUACUAUUGAAGACUGGUUCGAUGAGAUGGUGGGUCAGGCCAACAUCAUCAAUAAGUUUGCCGCCGUUCGCAUGGAGGAGAUCCGAGGAAUGCGCGUUCCAUUCCUACGCGUCGGCUGGAACCGUCAGUUUCUGAUGAUGAAGGAGUUUGGAUUUGUUUACGACGCCUCCAUGGUGGCUCCACACUCCAAUCCGCCUCUGUGGCCAUACACGCUGGACUACAAGAUGCCGCACAGCUGCACGGGCGUGAAUCAGAACUGUCCCUCAAGGAGCUACCCGGGCAUUUGGGAACUGGUGAUGAACCAAUUGGAGGCGGGCGAAUACAUGUGCGGAAUGGUGGACAGCUGUCCACCGCACUUCAGUGGCGAGGAUGUCUACAGAAUGCUGACGCACAAUUUCAAGAGGCACUACCUCAGCAACAGAGCACCGUUUGGCCUGUAUUUCCAUUCCACUUGGUUCAAGAAAAUCGAUUACCUGAAUGCAUUUUUGAAAUUCCUCGAUGAUUUGCAAAAGCUACCGGACGUGUACUUUGUGACCAACCAGCAGGCCAUUCAGUGGAUGCGACACCCCACGCCCAGCAACCAGCUGCACCAGUUCGAGCCGUGGCACUGCCAGCCCAAGGACCUGGAUCCCCACGAGCGGGUCUGCAGUCUGCCGAAUGUGUGCAAGGUGCGGAGUCGGGUGCUGCAGGAGGAUCGAUACUUUUACACGUGCAUGGAGUGUCCGGCCCAGUAUCCCUGGAUUCGGAACGAGUUCGGGUUGGACUGA
Molecule: messenger RNA, 2532 nt
Organism: Drosophila kikkawai
Lineage: Eukaryota; Metazoa; Arthropoda; Insecta; Diptera; Drosophilidae
Gene: ChLD3
Product: Chitin and LDLR binding deacetylase 3
Biological process (GO): carbohydrate metabolic process
Cellular component (GO): extracellular region
Molecular function (GO): hydrolase activity, acting on carbon-nitrogen (but not peptide) bonds; chitin binding; protein binding
Source: RefSeq, a predicted model, not a curated record